Molecule: messenger RNA, 5956 nt
Organism: Macrobrachium nipponense
Lineage: Eukaryota; Metazoa; Arthropoda; Malacostraca; Decapoda; Palaemonidae
Gene: INPP5E
Product: inositol polyphosphate 5-phosphatase E-like
Exons: 13
Coding region: 44-1867 (607 amino acids)
Biological process (GO): phosphatidylinositol dephosphorylation
Molecular function (GO): phosphatase activity
Source: RefSeq, a predicted model, not a curated record
AUUUGUCAUUUUAUCAUUACAGCUUGUGAAUUUGUAGUGCAUCAUGGAUCAUCACUUGCUUGAAGAUGGUGGAACUGGAAAAAAGAUGGGGCUAGCAAGAUUGGCAAAAUCCUGUAGUUCUUCCAGCAGUAUGAAUAGUUUAAGUGGUGUUGAGAAGAUGAAGAAUAAAAAUGAUAAUAAUGAUGUCCAGGAAGACAGAAAACCUGAAGAGUUUAGCAUGGACUUCCAUCACUCAUCUCCUGGUAGUAGGGUGGUAGUCAAGCAGAGUGGAACUGUCACUCUUUUACCCAGUAAGGUUAAUGUGGUAUCCUACAGUGGGUAUCAGUCAUGUGAAAAUGUGAACACACGUACUAGCAUAAAUGAGAAUUUAUGUUCUUUUGAAUCAGUUGGUCAAUCAUUACCUAGCGGUGAUCCAGAUUUUCAGUUGACACCAAAAGAGAAUACUACAAGUUGUGUGACACUGCAAUCAGUGGAAGGUGAUACUGGACAUCAUUCUCACUUGCCGCCACAAAUCAAGAGAUCUAAUUCAUUGACACGUCUUUCAGAAGUUAUAAAUCAAAUACAUAACCUUUGUAUGUUUCCAGCUCAGCCUAUUCCUGCGAAGGAAAAGUCCAGUGAAAGUAACUACAAGACUUCAAAGUCAUUAACUGCUUCUGCUUCUGUAAAGGAGCAGUAUGAGCCAGAAGGAUCUUUACUCCAGCAUUGUCGCUCAGCUUCUCUAGACGAGUUAACCAGCACCCAAAUAGUACCUGGACUGCCAUCGCUUUUACCUGCUGAUUUAAAAAGAAGGAAUUACCUUUUUGGAGGUCUUGGAAAUGGAAGUCUUCUUGGGGGAAAGGAACUGGACCGAUAUUUUCCAAAUAGGAAUUUUACAUUAUUUAUUGCUACGUGGAAUAUGAACGGAAAGGAACCACCAGUUAAUCUAGAGGAAUUUUUACUCCCUGAAGCAAUGGAACGAGUACCUGACUUUUUUGUAAUUGGUACUCAAGAAUCUGGAGGGAGCCGAUCUGAAUGGGAAGUUCGUUUACAGGCUACAAUUGGUCCUUCACAUGUCCUUUUUACUUCAGCUGUUUUUGGUGUCUUACAUUUAAUUGUAUUUAUGAGGAGGGAUCUCUUGUGGUUCUGCUCAGUCCCAGAGGAAGAUACAUACAGUCUACGGCCUGGUAUUGCUUAUAAGACCAAGGGAGGCGUUGCUAUUGGUUUUCAGUUUUUUGGAACGAGAAUGUUAUUCAUUAAUUCCCAUUUAACUGCACAUGAAGAGAAACAAGCAUUGCGCAUCCAGAAUUUCCGAAACAUUUGUCAUUCUCUCGAGCUCCCACGGCUUUUGCCUCAAAAGCAUAAGCAUAAAGAUGUGACACAUCGAUAUGACUGUGUAUUUUGGCUGGGAGACUUGAACUUUCGUCUUGCUGUUGAUCGAGAUUAUGUUCUAGGGAAGCUGAAGAAACCUGGAAAUGAUACGUACCAACAUCUUUUGCAGUGGGAUCAACUUUCUCAAGCUCGGAACAGAGGUGAAGCAUUUAGUGAAUUUGAAGAAGGACCAAUUACUUUUGCUCCUACUUUUAAAUAUGAUCCUGGUACCGAUCAUUAUGACACAUCCUCCAAACAACGGGUGCCUUCAUAUACAGAUAGAAUUCUAUUUAAGAGUAGCCGUGGGUCAGUCAAGUGUUGUAGUUAUGAUGCAUGUCCGUUAUUUAGGACUUCUGAUCACAAGCCUGUCUCUGGUAUGUUCCAGUGCCAAAUCAGACCAGGGAAAGAUGAUGUUCCAUUUGCUGCUGGAAUCUUCAACAGAGAUGUGUAUCUUGAAGCAAUCAGACGUCGGAAACAGUUCAUGCGUCAGCCAGCAUUAAGAAACUGCCCUGUUCAAUAAGUAAUGCACGUACAAGCUUUGCAGUUUUCUUGAUUGUAUAUACAUAACAUAGUCAUAUAUGAACAGUUAAGUGUUGCACGAACAAUAUAGUGAUAUACGGAUCAUAAAUUUCCUUAUACUUAUAUGUGUAUAUAAUUUUAAAUCACGGAGAUAAAAAAAAAUUAUGAUUAUAUGAACAAAGUUACAGCCACGAAGGAAAAUUGAAACACUGGAGAUGCUAAGUACAUUUGUCUUAUUAUUAAGACAUGGUCACAGCAACUAAAGAUAUACAGAAGCAAGGGCAUAUUAUAUAUGAUGGGUACAAGUCAUAAGUGAAUACAAAAAGGUCGGGAGGUCACGAAGCAGUCAGCAAAUUUAAAUCGAAAUCUACUUAUUGGCAAUCCUCUUCAUUCUAUCUUUCAAUUCCUCCCGGGACAUAUGCCUUAUCACCUGGUCAAAAGGAAAUAAUCUUUGACUUGCAUUAAAGCUUUUCACCCAGGUUAAAUGGAUCAAAACGGAUUCUCACAAGUUCCUUGAAAUAGUUUCGAUACAAUGUGACAAUAUUUGGCUUUGCGUCCAAUGUAUUCUAUGGGACUUUCCACUUAACUGUAAAAAUAAAGCAUUAUUCGUCUGACCUGUUCUUACUGAGUAUUUGUGUUCAAUGCUCUACUGGUCUGACCUAAGUAAAAUAAAUCACAUACAUGGAAUUUGGUAUACAAUAUUGCUAUAUUUUCGCGGGUUAUUUUUUUUAAGCAUGUGUUUUACGUUAUUAUAUGUGAAAGAUACAUUUGUAUCAAACAAUUUAAAAACAGGUGUGGCAAACAAUGGGUGUUUGAGGGUUCUUAUUUUUCCGAUUUGUCAUAGCUCUAUUGUUAUCAAAUAUCCAUGAUAUGUGAUGGAUAGCACAAAGCUGUUCCUAUUUUUCUGAUGUUUUUGAAAUCUUGGUAUAAAAAAUGAGGACUGACUUUUCGCAAGGCUCGAAGAAACAUUGAUGAAAAAACUGACAUAUUUAUGUUUAUAUGAUGUCUUGAAUAAUAGUAUGCAUAUGUCAAAUUAUUUGUCUUUUUCCUAUCAAUACUAAAUUUACAAUUAAAAGGUUCCAUUGUAAUAUAAAUGUCCAAAAAAUGUAAACAAUCAUUUUUCUCUAACUCAAAUGUAAAUUUAAUUGAAGGGAGCUAAUAUAUUAUUUACAUCCAAAUCUUUGGGUAUGAUGGCUAAAAUAUCAUCAACAUAAUGGUACCAUGUCACAAGAAAAUGGGAAAUCUUGAGGAUGUAGGGGCGUUAAAAAUUGUCAUAUAUAAAUUUGAAAGAACGGGCGAAAGAGGGUUCCCCAUUGCCAUACCAAACGUUUGUUUAAAAUAUGCCCCGUUGAAAAUAAAUUCACAAUCACAUAUGCACAAUUUUAUUAAUUCUAUGACCUGGUUAAUUGUUAGUAGCAAAUCAAGUUGAUGAAAUUCAUCUUUAAGGUAUUCCAAUACCGAGUCAAUGGGAACUUUAGUGAAUAAAGAACAUACAUCAAAACUUAUUACCGUGAAUCUGGAUUGAUUGUAAUGCCUUUGAUUUUGUCAGUCAGAUCUAAAAAUCAAUAAGAUGACCAGAAAUAAUUCCUAGCAAUGGUGACAAUAAUUUUGUUAGAUAUUUUGAAAGGGGACUUUUUAAUUGUAAAUUUGCUAUAUAUAUAAGAAAAAGACAAAUAAUUUGGCAUAUGUACACUAUUAUUCAGGACAUCAUUCACAUAUCAAAAUGUCAGUUUUUUCAUCAAUGUUUCUUCGAGCUUUGCGAAAAGUCAGUCUUGAGUUUUUAGAUCAAGAAUUCAAAAACAUCAGAAAAAUAGGAACAGAUUUCUGCUAUCCGUCCCAUAUCAUGGAUAUUUGUUACAGUAAAGCUAUUAAGACCUAUUAAAACUUGGAAAGAAAAAAAGAAGUGCCCUCAAACACCCUUUGUUUGCCACAUUUUAUUGGAUUUGAAGCUGUAAAAAAAUUUUUCAAAUCGGUUAGUACAACUGUAUCUUUCACAUAUAAUAACGUAAAAAAACACGCUUAUAAAAAAUAGCCCCCGAAAGGAAGCAAUAUUGUAUACAAACUUCCAUGUAUGGAUUACAAUUUGUUUUACUUAGAGCAGACCAGUAGAGAAUUAAGCAACAGAUUAAAACAACACAAAUACUCAGUAAGAACAGGUCAGACGAAUAGUGCUCUAUUUUCACAUUUAAGUGAAAAGUCUCAAAGAAUACAUUGGACGUAAAGCCAAAUAUUGUCACGUUGUAACGAAACUAUUUCAAGUAACUUGUUAGAAUCUGUUUUGAUUUAGAUAAACCUGUGUGAAUAAUUUUAAUGUAAGUCAAAGAUUAUUUCCUUUUGACCUGGUAAUAAAACAUGUUCCAGAAGGAAUUGAAAGAUAGAAUAAAAAGGAUUACCAAUAAGUAGAUUUCGAUUUCAAUCUGUUGACCGCUCUGUGACCCUCCGACCUUUUUGUAUUCCCUUUUGUCUUGUGCCCACCAUAUAUGCCCUUGCUUCUGUAUGACCAUGUCUUAAUGGUAAGACCAAAGUACUUAGCACCUCCAGUGUUUCAACUUUCCUUCGUGGCUGUAACUGUGUUCAUGUGUGUGUGUUUUAUUUAUUAGUGAAGGAUAGUUGUCAAUGAUUGACUAAUUUUUUUUUCACAGAAGAUCUUUCUUUGGUUGUGUAGGUUAAAAAUGAGGCUAUAAAAAAUCCCUCAUUGGUCACUGCAUUCAAAGAUCUGUACAUGAGGCAUAAUCAGAUACCAUGGCUGACAGUAACUGCUUAAAUUUGUCAUGUCGCAACAAUUAUUCACAGAAAUCUAAUAAUAAGUACCACAUAAACAUGCAAGUGAUUUUUAACAUGCUAAUACCUUAUGUAUCUAAUUAACCAGUGUUCAUAAAUUGUACUUCAAACUGCCAGCAAGUGCAAUGAAUCAGUUGAAAUUAAUAGAAGCCUAUAGUAACGAAAAAGUGUGAAAAUAACUGUAUCAUUAUAAUUACGAGAAUUGCAGGAUAUUUCUCAGGCAGCGAUGCAAGAAAUAGUCCAAAUUGAACACAUUUUCAGAACUUUCAUUUUCUUUUAUAGCUGAACCCUUAAUUGCAUAUGCAUGAUGGCAGUGAUAGUUUUGAAUCACAAGGCCUUGAAAGUAAGUGAAAUGCAGAUAUCUGUGUUCAUAGACUAUUUCAAGCAAAGCACUCUCAUUGUCUCAGUUUUAGGCAGACAGAGAAGAACAAUUCUUCUGGCAAAUGAGAGAUCAUUAGCAAAGAUAGAUGGUAGGGCUCAGAACUCCAAACAGUAAUGAAAAAAGCUCGUCAAACUUGGUAUAUGAAAAUUAUAGAUCAGGUAAAGAACUUGCAAGUAGUAAGGGGCUGGAGAGACUGCUCCUCAUGUGGGUAAAUCAGACCUGACCACGUGAUAUGAUUGUAGGGCCUGUUACCAGAGGUGGGAUGGAGGUAGUAAGGUGUUCCAGAGGCAGGUGGUCCUUCCCAGAGGGAUGCGGCUCAACGCUGCACUCCAUUUGUAUGAUCUUUGUUAAAGAAAAAAAAACCUGAAUAUGCCUUUCAUAGUAUGAGCUUCAACAAUAUCUGUCUACACCUUGACGCAGAGCUUCAGUUAUAGGAUACUGAGGUCAUGAGCUUUUCCACAAGCAAGAGAACCAGAUCUCAUACACUGUGGAGGUGGUUACCUUAGAGAUGUCGCCACAUCUUGAUGACGUCACAGGAGCAUGACGUGUAUAUAUUGUAUAUAAAUAAUGUCCUGAUAACUAAAAUAGUGAAUAUAUGAAAGCAAAAAUGUUGAUUUUCUGGUGAAUUUGUAUUUUGUCGUGUGUCUAAUUAAAACAUCAAGAAAAGGAAUUUUGUUGUCUGUUUCCCAUUCAACUUUGAAUACAUAUUUACUGUACACAGAAAACUAACAUUUUCACAUUCAAUAUAUUCACUAUUUUAGUUAUCAUGACAUUUCUAACGAGAUUGCCGUAGCCAGCAAUUUAUUCUUAAAAACCUUGGGGAUGCGCUCCCCAGAUUUCCUGGAAAAGGAAAUUGAAAUGACCCGUAAGCAGCCGUCAUCUUUAAAGUACCCUGUCCAUAGAUAUAUAUAUAUAUAUAUAUAUAUA